GCUGCGCAUCCCGACGAUUUUUACAGCGCCGCUGCGUGCAUACAACUCCCGCGAGGCCAACCCCACCAUCAAGAGCCUGCUGCUUCGGUUGCGGCAUCACACCGUCAUUCUGCUCCUUGGAACCUCCGUUCAUCGAGCCCAUCGAAUCUACUUAACCGCUGCAUCUCUCCCCUAGACCGGAACCUCGCAGUUCAUCUUCAUUUUCGAUCAUGUGGGGCUGGUUUGGAGGCGGCGCUGCCGCUCAGAAGAAGAAGGAUUCGGCCAAGAAUGCCAUCCUUGCCUUGCGGUCGCAGCUUGACAUGCUGCAGAAGCGAGAGCGGCACAUCCAGAACCAGAUAGAGGAGCAGGAAGGAAUCGCCAGGAAGAACGUCAACACAAACAAGACAGUGGCCAAGGGUGCCCUGCGGCGCAAGAAGAUGGCAGAGGGCACGCUGGAUAAGACGAUUGCGCAGAUCGCAACGCUCGAACAACAGAUCAACGCGAUGGAAUCAGCAAACAUCAACCGCGAAACCUUGGCAGUGUUGGAGAAGUCAUCAGACGCCAUCAAGAAUAUCCACCAAGGCCUGACACCGGAGAAGGUGGAUGCAAUCAUGGAUAAAAUCAACGAACAGAAUGCGCUCAGCGAAGAAAUUGUCAAUGCGAUUACAGCAAACACGAUUGGCGAUGCGAUUGACGAUGAGGAUUUGGAGGCUGAAUUGGAGGGCCUUCAACAAGAGCAGGUUGACGAGCAAAUGCUGAGCACAGGUACUGUGCCUACGACAGAUGCAGUCCACAAGUUGCCUACGCCAUCGCGUGCAGAGCCCAUAUCUAGUAAGAAAGUGGCCGUGGAGGAGGAUGACGAGGAAGCCGAGUUUCGGAAGCUGCAGGCCGAGAUGGCCAUGUGAGCUCUCUACCAUUGCACGUACACUUAUCGCAGCAUGAGCAUUCCGUGGAGCGGCUGAGAUUGGCGUGUAUUGAUACUGUGAAUACGGCCCCUUCACUUUAUCCCGCCCCUUGCAAUGAGCAAAUUUGUCGUGUAACACACACAGAUCUCAUCCACUGCACUUCUUUUUUCAUCUCCCUUUUAACCCAACUUGUGUUUCCCUGGCGUUGGCGUCUUUGAGGGUAUGUUUUUUUUUUUCUUCCUCUGGUGGUGGGCGGUCCCAAGACAAGUGAAGCGAAAUAUCCUUUUUUUCAAGGCCGUGCUGGCCUCACUACGGGGAUGACAUCCUAAGGCUUUCUUGUACAAGGGGAGAUGCUACCUCCAGGUAGUUGAAGUUUUGCCGAGUUGGUUUGGUAGAGAAUUAGAUGUCAACCCAAGGAUGGAAUCUAAAGAGAAUAAUAUUCUGUU
Trichoderma virens Gv29-8 is the source of this 1330-nucleotide messenger RNA. RefSeq lists its product as uncharacterized. Gene Ontology annotation, cellular component: ESCRT III complex; cytoplasmic side of plasma membrane; multivesicular body. The coding region runs from base 210 to 884 and encodes 224 amino acids. The record is from RefSeq and is a predicted model, not a curated record. The transcript is spliced from 5 exons. NCBI's taxonomy places the organism in Eukaryota, Fungi, Ascomycota, Sordariomycetes, Hypocreales, Hypocreaceae. Gene Ontology annotation, biological process: late endosome to vacuole transport via multivesicular body sorting pathway; vesicle budding from membrane.